AUGGCGACUCACCUUAGCAGUGGCCGAGUAAAUAUCGCCGUUUUGAGGGAAGCUGCAAGAAGAGAAUUACUUGAUUGUCUGGAUAAAUGUGUCGGUGCUAAGGCCUUGGUAUGGGAUGAACAAUUGACAGGACCAUUGGGUUUGAUAGCAGAGUAUUCACUUCUAAAGGAACAUGAAGUGGAGAAAAUGUUUCCACUAAGAACGGGACGUCUACCAACAAGUAACGUCAGAAAUGUAAUAUUUAUAACAAGGCCCAAACUGCAACUCAUGGAAUUUGUGGCUCAAAAUAUCCACAAAGAAGAGGAGCUUGGCACCUAUCAUAGAAAAGAUUUUCACCUUUUUUUCGUUCCCAGGAAAAGUUUACUGUGUGAGAAAAGACUUAAGGAGCUGGGUGUGUAUGGUACAUUUAGUAACGUGGAUGAAUAUAACUUGGAUAUAUUACCGUUUGAUAAUGAUCUCUUGUCGACUGAGAUGGAACACUCUUUUAAGGAAUGUUUCCUGUUUAAUGAUAUGACAUCAAUGUAUUAUGUUGCUAAGUCAUUGAUGAUGAUACAUGUUGCAGACAUGAUGUUAAGGAUGCGUCGUGAGAUGGCUGGUAGUGAACAGCAAAUCCCACCACAGAUCGAUGCUUUAUUGUUGAUAGACCGUAACGUGGAUUUUCUAACGCCGCUAGCAUCGCAGCUCACUUAUGAAGGACUCAUAGAUGAAAUAUUUGGCAUUGCUAACAGUAAUGUCAAACUACCGCCAGAAAAGUUCCAGAGGCAAAAAGACGGAGAACCUUCAAGCGACAUUUCAGGUGAACCGAAAAAGUUUGUAUUGAAUUCCGCAGAUGAGUUGUACUCUGUUCUGAGGGAUAAGAAUUUCCAUGCAGUGGGACCUGAACUUAGUAAAAAAGCCAAACUGCUAUCAGCGCAAUUUGAGGAAAGAAAGGAUGCAAAGACAGUCGGUGAAAUUAAACAAUUUGUUUCAAAACUGCCACAUAUUCAAGCAGCAAAAAUAUCCCUCGCCAAUCAUACUUCAAUAGCAGAGCUGAUAAAGGAGAAUGUAGAGUUGGAUAUAUUUAUGGAUUCUUUGCAAUCACAGCAAGAAUUUAUGAAUGGUAUAGAUACUGAUAAAAUUAAUAGUUAUAUAGAAGACUGUAUUUCUAGGAAAGAACCACUUAUCAAGGUUAUUCGACUUAUCUGUAUGCAGUCUAUUACAAAUAAUGGUUUUAAACCUAAAGUUUUAGAGUUUUACAAGAGAGAAAUUAUCCAGACGUAUGGAUUUGAACACAUUAUAACAAUAGAUAAUUUAGAAAAAGCUGGUUUACUCCGACCACAGGGGCAGAAAUCAUACUCAACAAUAAGAAAAUCAUUGAGAUUAGUGGUGGAAGAUGUGAAUGAACAGAAUCCUACGGAUAUAUCGUACGUGUUUAGUGGAUAUGCACCGCUGACAGUUAGACUAGCACAGUAUUUAUCACGGCCUGGGUGGAGAAGUAUAGAAGAAGUAUUGAGACUGUUACCAGGACCUACAAUAGAAGAAAUACAACAGAUACCAGUUGGGCUAAGAAAGAAACAAGGUCCUGGCGACAAUCAAAAAGUGACAUUGGUGUUUUUUCUUGGUGGUGUGACGUAUGCUGAAAUUGCAGCUUUACGUUUCCUGUCACAGCAAGAAGACAGCCCCAGUGAUUAUAUCAUAGCAACAACCAAAAUUAUAAACGGCUCAACAUUUAUCAAAUCAAUCAUGCAUAACCUAUCACCUGAUGCAUUUGGAGCUGUACCAGUGGCGUCGUCCGGACAAAGCAGAUAG
Saccoglossus kowalevskii is the source of this 1788-nucleotide messenger RNA. RefSeq names its product vacuolar protein sorting-associated protein 33A. The record is from RefSeq and is a predicted model, not a curated record. Gene Ontology annotation, biological process: vesicle-mediated transport. Lineage: Eukaryota; Metazoa; Hemichordata; Enteropneusta; Harrimaniidae.